AUGGAUACGCCACCAGAAGAUGAAAUGAAAGACGUUGUUGAGGUGUAUCCACAGUAUAUCAUAAGCCUUGAUGACUAUGUUAAAAUAAAGACAAUAGGAAAAGGAGGUUACGCUGAAGUUUGGUUAGUUUCAUAUAAAGGAACAGAAAAGCAAAUGGCAUUGAAACAACUAUUUUCAGACAUAUCUUCAAAACAAGUACAUCAUUUCGCAAGAGAAAUCGCAACAAUGGCAAAAGCAAAUCAUCCAUAUUUCGUUAAAUUUAUGGGAUUCUCUCCUUACAGGCCAAUGUCUCUCUUAACAGAAUACAUGCCCAACGGUUCCUUGUACAGAUUUAUUCGCCAAGAUCCAAAAGGAAAAAUUUUGAAUGGAACUCGACGAACUAUUAUCGCAAUGGGCAUUGCAUCUGCAAUGGCUACAUUACAUUCCAUGUCAAUUAUUCAUCGAGACUUAAAAUCAAUGAAUAUCCUUCUCGAUUCAGAAUUUUAUCCGAGAAUUUGCGAUUUUGGUAUUGCAAGGUUUAAUCAAAACGAUGAAAAACUCACAAUGAGACUUGGUACACCCCAUUGGAUGGCUCCAGAAUCAUUAUAUGGCGAAGGUUAUGGUUUUCCUGUAGAUGUGUAUUCGUUUGCGAUGGUUUUAUACGAAUUACUUACAUUUAAGCUUCCAUGGGCAGGAAUGGAUGCUCUUGCUGUUACACGUGCUGUCGUUAUCGAGAAAAAACGUCCGAUUUUACCGAAAUGUCCAGCACCUCUCAAAAACCUUAUUUGCAGAUGCUGGGAUCAAGAUCCAAACCAACGACCAACUUUUGCGGAAAUUUACAGACUUUUUGCCACAGGAAAAGUAUAUUUCGAAUCAACAAACAAAUCUGAGAUAUUAGCAAUGCACGAGAACCUAGUCUUACAAGGAGUUGAAACUCCAUUCUCUAACGGUCCGAAAUUCAAAAACGAUAAUAAAAUUACAAAAUCUCCAAUUAAACAUCAUGGAGAUAUAUCGAAGAACGAUAAAAGUCCUUCAUCAGAUGAUUCCAAGGAUUUCCAGAUCGAAAUCGGCAAAGAAGAGUUUUUGUCAGAUAAUCGACUUGAAAAACACAACAUUCCAUCAUUUAGCGAAAGCGAUACACUCCCCAAGCAGCCAGACAAAAGGCGCAAGAGUAAUUCAAAGAUGGAAGACAUUCCUGAAGACGAAACUCCAAAUGAAAACGAAAACGACAAUUUCGAUGGAUUAUCGAACCUCAGAUACAAGAGACAGACAAGUGCAGCUUAUAAGUUGCAAGUAAAUGAAGAUUCCUUCCAAAUUCCAAUAGAAAUCUUGUCAGAUCUGAAACAUCCAGAAUUCCGAAAGACUUUCUCAGAAUGCGUUGCUAAUAUUGCUCCAAAUAAUGUAAGAUCAUUUUUCUCAACGAUUGCGCCUCAUUUUAACAAAAACACUUCAGAUUCAGAUUUUGAGUUCAUUUUAACGAGCCUACACCCUGUUUUCAAUAAUCCGUAUGCCAUAGAUAUAUUCCAGCGUAAAGGGCUCCACAACAAACUGCCUCUAGAACGAGAUUCUCUUUUGCAAACGAAUUUUGACUUCUUAUACGUAUUGUUUUCGAAGAAUCCGACCAUUUUCCAGAACAACUGGGAAUCGAACAUGGAGUAUCUGAUAAGCAGAGAUGCCAACUCUUCUUUGGUAUUAUUACAAUUUUGCGCCAAGAAGAUCUCAACGUUCCCCAACCCAUGGAGCCUGCCUGACCUCCUGUUCAACUGCUCGGAAUACUUCUUCACGUGCCGUUCUCUUGCGGAAUACAUUUCAACCAUAUUUUAUCUUUGCCAAACACACAAGGAAUACAGCGACGCGCGCUUGAAUACUGCUAUCGAUGUCUUCAUGCAAUGUUUGCAAUCUUCAGAUCCACGUGUUCUCUCUGUUUGUUACAAUGCUCUUUCAUUUUAUCGUCCAAAAUUGUCACUUUUUGACAUUGGUUUACUUUCCAGUCAUCUCCAAGACGAGCAGUUAUCUCCUCGCAUCCUUCCAUUGUUUCUUGCCGCUGAAACUCUUCCCGCACAGCAAGAUCUCGCUGAAGCACUUUUAAUUAGCGCGCAAACGAACGAAACUGCUUGUUUGGUGCUUGUCAAAGCUUGUGAUGACGAACAGUUCGCCAAUCUCUUGUCAUCCAACACUUGGUGGGUCCCCGAACAUCUUCCAACGAUUUUAGACACUUUGAGAAUUUUUAUUUCAGUUAUGUGUCAUAAAUCAUCGCGAGAAUCAUUGGCAGCUGCUCAUGGAACAUAUAAGAUGUUCAUAGACCUCGUACAAGAAGGAGAUCCGAAAGUUAUGCCAUUCAUUUCUUCAGUUGUAAGAAGAUUUCCACGUAAAAAAGGUGUGUUGAAGAGGAUGUCGAAAAGUGGAUGUUUGAAGCAAAUCAUUGAGUCUGCAAUCGAUAUGGAUGAUGAAUCAGCAACGCACGCAAUGUUGUUGAUGGUUAAAUUCCUAUCAGAUAUCGGAGACUGCCAAGAAUUCGCUCUUUUGCCAAGUUUGUUGAGAUAUCAGUUGAAAAUUAAUGGAAAAAGUGCAAUGAUUUCUCUCUAUUUGAUCUCUAGACUGUGUUCUUAUAAGUUGUGCGCGGAAAAGCUCGGAGAUUCCAAGCUCCAGAAGUAUUUCAGGAAACUGUUAAAUGACGAGGAUUACAAGCCUUAUGCUCAAGAUUAUUUUGCUAAUCUUGAGAAAUUCGCCAAAUAA
Messenger RNA from Trichomonas vaginalis G3, 2715 nucleotides. Its product is annotated as protein kinase protein. The record is from RefSeq and is a predicted model, not a curated record. The coding region runs from base 1 to 2715 and encodes 904 amino acids. The transcript has a single exon. Gene Ontology annotation, molecular function: protein kinase activity; ATP binding. Lineage: Eukaryota; Parabasalia; Trichomonadida; Trichomonadidae. Gene Ontology annotation, biological process: protein phosphorylation.